UUGGGGGGAGAAGUCUUUGGGGCCGCCACAAAUCACGCUCCGUGGCUGUUGGAUGACCAGAUGGUCCCCAGCUCCUAACUUGGGACCGAGGAGAGGGGAGGAGUUUGCCCUCCGGAAUCCCUUCUGCUCAAUCCGGCGGGGUUGAGCUUCCUAUAGGGACGGAGCCAGAGCAAAGAGACAACAGAUCCCCGGGUGGGGAAAGAAACCCCUCGAUUCCCGAACUUAUUUUGCAUCCAAACUGGCGCGCGCCCUCCAGGACGCAGUGAGUGGAUCUGGGCUGGAUCAGUACUUUAGAUGCGGAUGCCAGUGAAUUUCAAAGAGGUUGCGGUGCAUUCUCCCAGCGAUGAAGGGCCUCUGCUGGAUCCAGAUCAAAGAAUCCUGCACAACAGCAUCAUGCCGGAGAACGAUCGAAAUUUGGCCUUUCUGGGUGAUGGGCAGGCAGAUGUGAACAAAGAGGAUAUGCAGAUGCAAAGUUCUGAGCAAGACAAACCAACGGGGCCAUCACCGGGAGUAGCAGGAGAAGCAGUUUCCCAGUGCCUUGAGAGAAGAGAGACUGUGCUAAAUCAUUGCAGGGCUGAGAGGCAGCUGGUCCACCACCUACCAAGGAGAACGGCUAGUGCCAUUCCUGGUGGGGGUGGCCCCCAGGAUCUUCGCAAAGGCCCAGCACGAAAGCGAAAACGCAGAUCUCAGGGCCCAAGGACGUGCAAUGAGUGUGGGAAGACCUUCGCUCAGGCCUCGAACCUUCUGGCACAUAAAAGAAUCCACACAGGCGAGAAGCCAUAUAAAUGUGUGCACUGUGGGAAAAGCUUCACCGAACGGUCCAAUCGUAACAGGCACCAGAGGACCCAUUCCGGAGAGAAACCGUAUCAGUGUGUCGACUGUGGGAAAAGUUUUAGCUUCCGAUCGGACCUUAUUAGACACGGGAUUACCCAUACAGGAGAGAGACCAUAUAAAUGUUCGGACUGUGGGAAAAGCUUCAGUCACGCCUCCACUCUGAUUAGACAUGAGAAUAUCCAUACAGGAGAAAAGCCCUAUUCCUGUACAGACUGUGGGAAAAGCUUCACGCAGAGCUCAUCCCUUCUAGCACAUAAGAGACUCCACACGGGAGAGACGCCUUUCCUGUGUCCCGUUUGCGGGGAGAGCUUUAACUGGAAGUCGCACCUUGUCACACAUAAGAGAACCCACACAGGGGAGAGACCAUACAAGUGUGCAAAGUGUGGGAAGAGCUUCAUCGAGAAGUCGAAACUGAAUAGACACCAGAGAACCCAUCUGGAAAAAGAACUUUACGAAUGCGCAGAGUGUGGGAGAAUUUUUAGCAUCCGCUCCAACCUCCUUCGGCACGAGACCGCCCACAGAGGAGAGAAGUCGUUUACGUGCUUCAGCUGCGGGAAAAGCUUCAACCAGUCGUCAAAGCUGAUGAGGCACGAGAGGAUCCACACGGGAGAGAAACCCUACUCCUGCGCCGACUGCGGGAAAAGUUUCAGCCAGACCUCUGAGCUCCUCCGACACGAGAGAAUCCACACGGGAGAGAAGCCAUAUAAAUGCGCCAUCUGUGGGAAGUGCUUCAACCGGAGGUCACAUCUGAACACCCAUGGGGCGACCCACGUCGGAGGCCAACCUUACAAAUGGCCAGACAGCGGAGCGAGCUACGAAAACGGUUCCCUCCUUGUGGCAAACGUGAAUCCGCCCGAGCAGUUCUAUGUGGGGAACCAACCCUAUAAAUGCUUAGAGGGUGAGAAGGACUACAGUUGUGGCUCCCUCCUUGUCGCAGGCAUGAAUUCGCACGGAGAAGCGCAUAUAGGAGGCCAGCUGUACGAAUGGCCAAACACGGAGACCAGCUACAGUCACUGCUCCCUUCUCAUUACUAGCGUCAAUCCACAAGAAGGAAUCCAUGCGCAGGAACAAACAUACAGGUGCGCUGACAAUGACAUGAACUGCAGCCACGAUGGCCCGUUUUAUCUAACCAGCACAAAUGUCCAUGAGGGGAUCGUUGCGGGAGGUCAAGCAUAUAAAUGUCGGAGUGGCAACGAAGAAAGCCACAAGGGUCCCUCGCUCCUUACAAUGGACGCGGGCAACCGGAGAGAAGAGAAGGUGUUUAAGUGUUCUGAGUGCGGGAAGUGCUUUAACUGGAAGUCGCACUUUGUUAGGCACAAGAGAAUCCAUACGGGAGAAAAGCCGUACUGCUGUCCAGACUGUGGGAAAAGCUUCAAUCGGAGGUCGCACCUUGUCAGGCAUGGAAGGACUCACGCAGGACUGAGGCCGUUUGCUCAGGCUGAGGGGGAAACUUUGGUUCAGAAUCUGGCCAUCUCGAACCCAAGUGAAUCUGUGCCUGAGGGAAAUGGUAUAAACACACAGCCUUCUCACGCUGCAUUACAGACCGGCGAAGUCAUGCGGGAGACAAACCUUAUGAAUAUUCUGUGACAUACCUUAUUGCACAUUAAAGAACCCAGGCAGGGAGGAAACCUAUGGCGGGGGAACUUCCCGUUGUGCAUCAUUUCUUGCUAGACACAGGAUACACGCACAGGGGAAACAAUGGCUUAGUUUACACCAGGGGUGGAAGAGAUGGUUAAGGUGCUCCUAGACUGCUAGUACUUAAGUUGCCCAUGAGAGGACCAUAUGAUUGUUUGAGCAUCUGGCUGUGUGAUUGACUCCAGCACAUGCACACCCUAUGUAAAUGCGGCACUAUACUGCACAAGCAUGUCUGAUCUUUGCAUAUA
Podarcis raffonei (Aeolian wall lizard) is the source of this 2717-nucleotide messenger RNA. RefSeq names its product zinc finger protein 436-like. The transcript has 3 exons. The record is from RefSeq and is a predicted model, not a curated record. Gene Ontology annotation, biological process: regulation of transcription by RNA polymerase II. NCBI's taxonomy places the organism in Eukaryota, Metazoa, Chordata, Lepidosauria, Squamata, Lacertidae. Gene Ontology annotation, molecular function: DNA-binding transcription factor activity; RNA polymerase II cis-regulatory region sequence-specific DNA binding. The coding region runs from base 295 to 2421 and encodes 708 amino acids.